UAUAAAAAAAUUAUCUCAAUUUUGUUAUCAAAUUAGAAGAUUUUGGUUUUUAUUUCAAAGUAUCCUAAUUUUAUUAAUUUUUCUGUCGUAAAUAUCUAAAAUAAAUUAGUCAAGAUGGUCGAGAUGACACCUAAGGACCACCCGAGUUUCAAACUCGAUCCCGAUUACUCGUGGGAUAAAAUACCGAAAAACAGCUUCGAUGUACCUCAUCAGAAAAUGCAGGUACCCGAUUGGAGGAUUUAUAAAGUAGAAGGUAUCAAAGAACUGGAAUACGUUAGAGAUACAUUGGCUUCCAAAGGACUGAAAGAUCCCUGGCUCAGGAACGAAGUAUGGCGUUAUCCACCAUUUUGGGACCGAAACAUUAUGAACACGUAUAGUAAAUACUUUUGGGGUAUAGAUAAGAAAGGCGUGAAAUACGGAUUCGCCAUUGCUACGGUUAUCUGCAGUUUGCAAUACCUGUAUUAUAAGAAUAAGUACGGAGAUUAUCCACCUCAUGUUACUACAAUGUAUCGAUGCCUUUUCGGUGGUGGUGGGUCGCAUCAUUAAAAAAUAGUAACCUUAUCAUCGAGCCAAAGUAUCCGGAUUCUGUAUGUGUUUGAAUAGUACGUUUUUUCCACCCUUUAUGUAGUUCAGAUUCGAUAUUCAGAACGCAAUUUGUAAAAUAUGCGCUAAUUUCGUAAAUAUGUAUCGCAAUAAAUAUUAUGUUUUGUUGAAUAA
Molecule: messenger RNA, 717 nt
Organism: Planococcus citri (citrus mealybug)
Lineage: Eukaryota; Metazoa; Arthropoda; Insecta; Hemiptera; Pseudococcidae
Gene: ND-B12
Product: NADH dehydrogenase [ubiquinone] 1 beta subcomplex subunit 3
Exons: 3
Coding region: 115-546 (143 amino acids)
Biological process (GO): electron transport chain
Cellular component (GO): mitochondrion
Source: RefSeq, a predicted model, not a curated record